GGAGGCCAAGGAAUUCGGGGAACUUCGCCGCCUGAAUGGGGCCUGGCAGGGAGAGAUCGUCAGCGCGAACCACAGUUUGCUCUUGAAGGUGCACAUCCAGGGGGGGAAGCACUUCUACGUCCCCGUGCGCGCGCGGGAGCCCACGAUUAUCGCUUUGACGUCUUUGCUGCCUGAGCGCGUCUUGGCCACGACGUGGAAACUCCGAUCGGUCCUAUGGCAGCAGAGGGAAUUCCCAGGCGCGCAGAUGAAGGGGCUGCGGUUUUUCCCAGAUGCGGAUUUCCAGGACAUCCUCAAGGUAGCAGCCAAGCACGCUUUUUGGAAUCUCGGCGUGACGAUUUGCCAGAAGCUGGGGGAGGCGCGGCGCAUCAGAUUCCCUCCCAAGGCGACGUUGUUCGACGCGCUCUUCACGCUGAUCAAGAGCAUUCUCGAGUGCACAGACGAGGAGACGCUGAACAUAGUGCAUUUGCGCCCGGCGGCUUUCCAGUGCGUGAGAGUGCACUCCCAGCUGUUGCUGAUGGUUGACGAGGCCUUGGAACUCCUGGACUCCAGCGACGCCAAGAAGGUGAAGGCCGAGAAGAAGGACAUCCAGAUCGAGUUGGAGGAACGGCAUGAGUUCAGGGACGCGUACCACAAAAAGAAAGCCGAGGUGACCCCCCCCAAGCCGCCCGCCGCCCCUACGGGGGCGGGCAAGGGCAAGGGCAAGGGGAAGGGCAAGGGCGGAGGCCCCCCGCCCCCGCCCGUGCCCGAUGUGAUGUCGCACGCGGAGGCCUCUGCCUUCAAGCCUCCGGGGAGCUACAUUUGGAGAGGCUUCUCGAGCGGCUGCUGGGCAAGCCACCUGGCGCCCUACAGCCGCGUCUCUGCGUCAUGGAACCUGUGCACCCACUCCGAUGCCUUGAAGAUCGUGCUCGGCACCCUCUGGCGGCAGUGGCUGGAGCGCGAGGGAGUUCCAGACGAGGCGUGCCCCUGGCCGGCAUUGCUGGCGAUGGCGAGGCGCGAUUAG
Molecule: messenger RNA, 1000 nt
Organism: Prorocentrum cordatum
Lineage: Eukaryota; Dinophyceae; Prorocentrales; Prorocentraceae
Source: the annotation of a GenBank genome assembly